Lacerta agilis (Sand lizard) is the source of this 1447-nucleotide messenger RNA. RefSeq names its product mitochondrial calcium uniporter dominant negative subunit beta (gene MCUB). Gene Ontology annotation, molecular function: calcium channel inhibitor activity. Gene Ontology annotation, biological process: mitochondrial calcium ion homeostasis; calcium import into the mitochondrion. Gene Ontology annotation, cellular component: uniplex complex; mitochondrial inner membrane. The record is from RefSeq and is a predicted model, not a curated record. Lineage: Eukaryota; Metazoa; Chordata; Lepidosauria; Squamata; Lacertidae.
AAGAGGGAAGGUGGCGAGGAUGCUGCCCGCCGCCAAGCAGUUGCUCCGGGGCUGCAGGAGAAGGUGGCGAGCGCUUCAGCCCCCGGUGCUCCUCGCCGCCGCUCCUCUGAGAAGGGAAAGCGGCGGCUUUCUCCCAGCGGACCGGCUGCAGAUGCUUUGCCUGAGACAAACUGGAAAUCUAAGACAUCACAGAAGAGCACUUUAUAGCACGCUAGUGCCAUCUGAUGAAGUAACUGUACAUUAACAUGGAUUGCCUGCGAUAACUCUGAUACCCUCGAGAAAGGAACGCUGCCAGUUUACAGAACCGAUGCUGAUGACUGGGGGAGCCUUCUUGCAGGACAUACAGAGAGAGGAUAAUGCCAUUGAAAAGGUAGAAGUCUUCACAGCAGAUGGCAGCAUGAUUUCUUCUUCAACGUUGAUGGAGGUUCUUUUGAUGAAUGAUUUUAAACUUGUCAUCAAUGGUGCAGAAUACAGUGUUCAUCCUCCACUGAAAGAGCAAAUGAGCACAGAACAUAAACUGGAGAUGGAUGACAUCAAGUCUAUGGUCCACAAGUUGUUUACAGCACUUCAUUUAGAAGACCACCAGACAAGGAGAGAGAGGGAAUUAAUGGAAAAAAUGGAACUUCUGAAAGAAGAACUGCUGCCCCUGGAGCAGCUUAAAGCUGGAAUUACUACAGAUGUCGAUGCUAAGACUUCUCGGCUUCUAUGGAUUGGCUUAGCCUUAAUGUCAACUCAAGGUGGAGCCUUGGCAUGGCUUACUUGGUGGGUCUAUUCAUGGGAUAUCAUGGAGCCUGUUACUUACUUUAUCACCUAUGGAACUGCCAUGGCAUUCUAUGCUUACUUUGUGCUUACUAAACAGGAUUAUAUUUACCCAGAUGCUCGGGACAGGCAAUUUCUCCACUACUUUCACCAGAAAUCCAGAAGCCAGAACUUCGAUGUGGAUCAGUAUAACAAAUUAAAUGAUCUUGCAGAGGUGGAAGAAUCCUUGAGGCGGCUGAAGAACCCCUUACAAUUGCGUCUUCCUAUCCAAGAAAUAAAUGACAAACAUUAAUUUUUUUGAUAAUUAUUAGCCUUGUUGAAUUGCCUCGUAAGAUUUGAAACUGGAGUAUUCUGGACUAAUGUAGUCCUUCUGUUUUUGAAGGGGUUGGGGGGUGGCGAGGAAAUUGACAAGGAACAGCUAAAACUGUUUCUGAUAACCGGGAUUUCUUUUUCAUGUUUUACAAAGAAAUUCAGACUCCCCAUGUAUAUAGUUUGUUUCUUAAUACUGUUCACAAUGAAAAGAAACAUGUUUCAGCUACUAUUGAAUUAAUAAUGCAUACAUACUUGAUUGAAAGAAGAGACAAAAAUGAUUUUAAAAUUUUUAUUUUAAUCUGGAAACCCCUCUAUUUGAAUGUAACUUUCAUAAUAAGGUAAAUAAAAAAUGCAUUGCUGUUUUGGGCUUAUUUUA